Messenger RNA from Ipomoea nil (Japanese morning glory), 1197 nucleotides. Its product is annotated as putative late blight resistance protein homolog R1B-17. The record is from RefSeq and is a predicted model, not a curated record. The coding region runs from base 1 to 1197 and encodes 398 amino acids. Gene Ontology annotation, molecular function: ADP binding. The transcript has 2 exons. NCBI's taxonomy places the organism in Eukaryota, Viridiplantae, Streptophyta, Magnoliopsida, Solanales, Convolvulaceae. Gene Ontology annotation, biological process: defense response to other organism.
AUGAUCAUUGGUCAACAGUCUUCUGAGCAACUAGAAGUCAUCCCAGUUACAGGUAUGGGAGGCAUCGUGAAGACUACGCUAGAAAAAAAGGUGUAUGACGAUCCCGAUAUUAUGUCAAAGUUUUACAUUCGGGCAUGGGCAGUUGUGUCUCAAGAACCUGAUGUGAAGCGGAUACUCAUUAGCCUUUUAGCUUGUAUUGUACCAACCACCAAUGAACUCUACAGCAAAGAACAUGAUGACAUAUGGAGCAGUUCGGCCUGGGAUGCAAUCAGACAAUGUUUUCCAGAUAAUUUCAGCAGAAGCCGAAUCCUGAUGACCACACGGGAGAAAGAGGUGGCCGAAUAUGCUAGCUCAAGUAAGUCUAUUCAUACCAAGUGUCUUCUAACCCCAAAGGAAAGUUGGGAUUUAUUUGUGACAAAGGUAUUUGAAGGGAAACAUGUUCACAUCCCCGAAUUAGAGGCUAUAGGGGAAUAUAUUGUUAUGAAAUGUCAGGGAUUGCCACUGGCCAUUGUUGUCAUGGCUGGACUUCUACGUGCACUCGACAAGUCAGUAGAAGCAUGGGGUGAUGUUGUAAAGAAUAUGAAUUCUUUGGAUGAGUGUUUAGGACUGCUUUCUUUGAGUUACAACUACUUGCCUAGUCACUUGAAGGCUUGUUUCCUCUAUUUCGGAGUUUUUCCAGAAGAUAGGGACAUUCUUGCGACCAAAUUGAUCAACUUGUGGGUUGCAGAGGGAUUUUUAAAGAAUGAGAAAGAGAUGACUGAGAGUUUGGAAGAAGUGGCAGAGAGUUACUUGCACAAUCUUAUCAAUCGAAAUCUAGUGCAAAUCAGCAAGCAAAGUUUUGAUGGCAAAAUCAAGUCAUGUAAGCUUCAUGAUAUGUUGCAUGACAUAUCUGUGAAAGAAGCUAGAAGGGGGAAACUUCUAAGCGUAAGAAAACAAUCCCAAUCAGCAGAGAGUUGUCGUUGGAUUAGUUGUAAAUCAACUAAUUGGCCUACUUCUGAUGGAACUCAUACUAUUCUCUACUUUGGUGAAGAUGUGUACCUCUCGAAGCGCAACUUGGUAUUCUCAUAUAUGAACUUUCUGAGAGUGUUGGACUUAUCAUUAAUAAAAUGUUGGCAUGGCGCGCCUAGUGAAAUUGUGGAGUUAGUUCAUCUGAGAUACUUGGCUUUGACGACUGUGGGCUCUCUUGACAAAUUUUAA